Molecule: messenger RNA, 822 nt
Organism: Aspergillus welwitschiae
Lineage: Eukaryota; Fungi; Ascomycota; Eurotiomycetes; Eurotiales; Aspergillaceae
Exons: 1
Coding region: 150-407 (85 amino acids)
Source: RefSeq, a predicted model, not a curated record
CUCACAAUUCCCACUACUACUUACUUACCGAGUACUACCACUACUCAAUCCCCUAAUUAGGUACAGAGUACAAAGUACCUACCUUCAACCUGUCUAGUGCUCUUCGAGACUGGCUAGAUAGAUAGGUUGAAUAUUCAUUAACUACUAGUAUGGAGUACUACCACUUGCCUUCAGCCAUAUUCGACCCGCUUCCUGCAGCGUGUGCAAUGCUGGGCCGAUGUGACAGGACAGGGGUCUGGCUUCCCCAUCGGGUGGAGCCGGACGCCCAACUAAUCACCGGGCCUCGUUUAGGUAACACGAAGCCAAAAGAGUCCUUGUAUCACCGCCUCGGCCACGAGACUAAUUCUGGCCAUCACCACCAUCCAUGCAUCUCAAUUCUGCUAGUUGACAGGGAUGCUUGGGCCUGACCGGGGGGAUUUGCUCGUGCAGUAUUGGGCCAUGUGCUUUCAUUUACCUGACACGGGGGCCCCUUUAGCACCUGCCUGUCCCGGUAUAGAUCCGGUGGUGACCCCAUCCAUCACGGCCAGACUUGGGGCCUUGGACGCUGCCAUCUCGUUCGCCUGGAGCAUGGGCCAUGAAGCGAUCUUUCUUCACCCUGGCGCCAACUAACCUUCUUUGAGAAGUUCAAAUCACAGUUCACCCUCCUUCUAUCUAUCUAGCCCAAUGCUUGACGAAAGUGCCGCCCCUGCAGCUGCUGAAUGAUGUCCUCCCCGACGCUGCCAGCCUCGACUAAUCCUAGUAUCUCCGGAUGGAUCCCACCUGCCGCUCGUGGGCCAGACCUUGAGAAAUCUGCACCGUGCUCACUCGAUUAGAUUAACACCC